This is a messenger RNA of Drosophila ananassae, 1237 nucleotides long. It is a transcript of the gene ben, whose product is annotated as ubiquitin-conjugating enzyme E2 N. Lineage: Eukaryota; Metazoa; Arthropoda; Insecta; Diptera; Drosophilidae. The record is from RefSeq and is a predicted model, not a curated record. The transcript is spliced from 2 exons. The coding region runs from base 435 to 890 and encodes 151 amino acids.
UUGCCGCUCUCACGUACAGAACACAUGCAAGUCAGUCGCACACCGACACACGCAUACCAGCAAACGUCGAAAUUUUUUUUCGAGUGUGUUCGACAUUCAUAAUUUUUGUGGCUGAGUUGCCAGGCUAAAAUAACCAAAAAAUCAACGAGAAAACGUUAAAAGUAUUAACGAAAAAUUAAAGCAAACAACUGGCCCCAACUCAGUGAGUCGAGUGUUGAUCAAAAUUUUCGUAACUGUAAAGUAAAUCAUUGUUUUUGACCCGCUACCUAAGCUCCGCCGAGAAAAGGCAACGAAAAUUCCGUGUGCAAGUGCAGAGAGAACAAAAACAACAAAACACCAACAAUUCCAACUGUCGGAGGAGAUCCACCACCAAGUCCCGGGCUAGAGUCGAGAGAGAGAGAGAGAGAGCGUGAAGAGCUAGAGCAGAAGGGAAAAUGUCGAGUCUGCCACGUCGGAUCAUCAAGGAGACGCAGCGUCUGAUGCAGGAACCGGUGCCGGGUAUCAACGCCAUACCCGACGAGAACAACGCCCGAUACUUCCAUGUGAUCGUCACCGGGCCCAACGACUCGCCGUUCGAGGGCGGUGUGUUCAAGUUGGAGCUGUUCCUACCGGAGGACUACCCCAUGUCGGCACCGAAGGUCCGCUUCAUCACCAAGAUCUAUCAUCCGAACAUCGAUCGUCUCGGCCGCAUCUGUCUGGACGUCCUCAAGGACAAGUGGAGUCCGGCGCUCCAGAUCCGCACCAUUUUGCUCUCGAUCCAGGCCCUCCUCAGCGCCCCCAAUCCCGACGACCCGCUGGCCAACGACGUCGCCGAGCUCUGGAAGGUCAACGAGGCGGAGGCCAUUCGCAAUGCCCGCGAGUGGACCCAGCGGUAUGCCGUUGAAGACUGAAUGCCUCCCCUCCCCCCGGUAGAAACACAAUAGCAACAGCAACAGAAGAAAGAGAGUAGCACCAGAAGAGAAGAGCCGUCUAAGUACCAGGAUCAGUUGAAGUUGCAACAGGAGAUUUGUGUGUGGAUUUGUGCGUUUUGGGGGCGGGUGGGGAAGAGCCUACCAGAAGAAUACCAGAAGCAGUCCGAACGAGAGAGAGAGAGAGAGAUAGAGCCAGAAGAAUAGCCGGGAGAAUUCAGAGGAGAACCUAAAGAAGUAAAAAAAACUAAAGAAACCGAUAAAAAAACUACAAAAAAAAAAUAAUAACACCACACACUAAAAUAAGAUCGCAAGAAGAAGAAGAAAAA